AGCGGGAAGAGAGAGAGAGAAAGCGGGGAGAGAGAGAGAGAGAGAGAAAGGACACUUUGGAGCUCUGCUGAGGGCUCCCUUUGAGUAUUCAGCUGAUCACUGAGCAGCACAUGCAUGUGCAGAAAAUACCGGAGCCAGAGACUGAACCACUGGAAAAGAUUAGAGGUCUUGGCGAACAGCGCGCACACAGAGCUCGUGGAAGUGGAAGGACCUGCGUCCGCCGGUCAGCUUGGAGAACCUCAAGAUGCCCACAGCUCAAGUGCAUGGGAUAUUUCUUCAACUUUCCUCAUCACAGGCAGCAAGACUUAGUGGCAGUUCAAGCAAGAUGAUAUCUCUGUCCAUCCAACGGCCCCUUGUGACCAUGUGCUUUCUGCUGUCAUCACUGUUGAUGCUCUUAACUGUGGCAACUCCAUCCUGGUGUCAGAGCAGUGAAACGACAUCUCCAAAGGCUAGUAACAGGGCACCAUUUCCUUGGAAUAAAAUGCGACUUCUGGAGCACAUCAUCCCACUUCAUUACGAUCUCAUGAUUCAUGCCAACCUCACCACCCUGACUUUCAGGGGAACCACGGAAAUAGAAAUCACAGCCAGCAAGCCCACCAGUACCAUCAUCCUGCAUAGUCACCACCUGCAAAUAUCUAAGGCCGCCCUGAGGAAGGGAGCUGGUGGGAGGCAGUCUGAAGAGCCCCUGAGAGUCCUGGAAUACCCGCCUCAGGAGCAAAUCGCACUCCUGGCUCUGGAGCCCCUGGUGGUUGGGCUCCCAUACACCAUUGUCAUUGACUAUGCUGGCAAUCUUUCUGAGAGUUUCCAUGGAUUUUAUAAAAGCACCUACAGAACCAAGGAAGGGGAAGUGAGGAUACUUGCAUCAACACAUUUUGAACCGACUGCAGCCAGAAUGGCCUUUCCCUGCUUUGAUGAACCUGCUUUCAAAGCGAGUUUUUCAAUCAAGAUCAGAAGGGAACCAAGACACCUCGCCAUCUCCAACAUGCCACUGGUUAAAUCUGUGACUGUUGCUGAAGGACUCGUAGAAGACCAUUUUGAUGUGACUGUGAAGAUGAGCACCUACCUGGUGGCCUUCAUUGUUUCAGAUUUUAAAUCUGUCAGCAAGAUGACCAAAAGUGGCAUCAAGGUUUCCGUGUAUGCUGUUCCAGACAAGAUAAAUCAGGCAGAUUAUGCCCUGGAUGCCGCGGUGACUCUUCUAGAAUUUUAUGAGGAUUAUUUCAGCAUUCCAUAUCCCUUAUCCAAACAAGAUCUUGCUGCUAUUCCUGACUUUCAGUCUGGUGCUAUGGAAAACUGGGGACUGACAACAUACAGGGAAUCUUCUCUACUGUUUGAUGUUGAAAAGUCUUCUGCAUCAAGUAAGCUUGGCAUCACGAUGACUGUGUCCCAUGAACUUGCCCACCAGUGGUUUGGGAACCUCGUCACUAUGGAAUGGUGGAAUGAUCUUUGGCUAAAUGAGGGAUUUGCCAAAUUUAUGGAGUUCGUGUCUGUCAGUGUGACUCAUCCAGAACUGAAAGUUGAAGAUUACUUCUUUGAUAAGUGUUUUAAUGCUAUGGAGGUAGAUGCGUUAAACUCCUCACACCCUGUGUCCACACCUGUGGAGAAUCCUGCUCAGAUUCGGGAGAUAUUUGAUGAAGUUUCUUAUGAAAAGGGAGCUUGUAUUCUGAAUAUGCUAAGGGAUUAUCUUGGUGCCGAUGCAUUUAAAAGUGGUAUUGUAAAGUAUCUGCAGAAGUAUAGCUAUAAAAACACAAAAAACGAGGACCUUUGGAAUAGCAUGGCAAGUAUUUGCCCUACAGAGGGCACACAACGAAUGGAUGGAUUUUGUUCUAGAGGUGAACAUUCAUCUUCAUCUUCACACUGGCGACAGGAAGGCCUUGAUGUGAAAACCAUGAUGAACACCUGGACGCUUCAGAAGGGCUUUCCCCUGAUAACCAUCACAGUGAGAGGGAGGAGCGUACACAUGAAGCAAGAGCACUAUGUGAAAGGCCCGGACGACGCCCCAGAAACUGGGUACCUGUGGCAUGUCCCAUUGACAUUCAUUACCAGCAACUCAGACUCAGUCCAGCGAUUUCUGCUGAAGACAAGAACAGAUGUGCUCAUCCUCCCAGAAGAGGUGGAAUGGAUCAAAUUUAAUGUUGGAAUGAAUGGCUAUUACAUAGUGCAUUAUGAGGAUGAUGGAUGGGAUUCUUUGACUGGCCUUUUAAAAGGAAAACACACAGCCAUCAGCAGUAGUGAUCGGGCCAGUCUCAUUAACAAUGCUUUUCAGCUUGUCAGCAUUGGAAAGCUAUCCAUUGAAAAAGCCUUGGAUUUAACCUUGUACUUGAAACAUGAAACUGAAAUCAUGCCAGUGUUCCAGGGUUUGAAUGAACUGAUACCUAUGUAUAAGUUAAUGGAGAAAAGAGAUAUGAAUGACGUGGAAACUCAGUUCAAGGCCUUUCUCAUCGGGCUGCUGAGGGACCUCAUUGAUAAGCAGACUUGGACGGAUGAGGGCUCCAUCUCAGAGCGAAUGCUGCGGAGUCAGCUGCUUCUCCUGGCCUGUGUGCGCAAGUACCAGCCCUGUGUGCAGAAGGCAGAAGGCUAUUUCAGACAGUGGCAGGAAGCCAAUGGGAAUUUGAGGCUGCCCAGCGAUGUGACCUUGGCAGUGUUUGCUGUAGGGGCCCAGAACCCAGAAGGAUGGGAUUUUCUUUAUAGUAAAUAUCAAUCGUCAUUGUCCAGUACUGAGAAAAACCAAAUUGAAUUUGCUCUCUGUAUUACCCACAAUAAAGAAAAGCUUCAGUGGCUACUAGAUCAAAGUUUUAAGGGAGAUACAAUAAAAACUCAAGAGUUUCCAGAUAUUCUUAGAGCUAUCGGCAGAAACCCAGUGGGAUAUCCAUUGGCCUGGCAGUUUCUGAGGGAAAAUUGGAAUAAACUUGUACAAAAGUUUGAACUUGGCUCAAGUGCCAUAGCCUACAUGGUAAUGGGAACAACAAAUCAAUUCUCGACAAGAGCACGGCUUGAAGAGGUAAAAGAAUUCUUCAGCUCUUUGAAGGAAAAUGGGUCUCAGCUCCGUUGUGUCCAGCAAACAAUUGAAACCAUUGAGGAAAACAUACGUUGGAUGGAUAAGAAUUUUGAUAAAAUCAGAGUGUGGCUACAAAAUGAAAAGCUUGAACUGCUGUAACAAUCCAUUCCUUAUUGGUUCCUGUGAUGUGUAAUCUCCAAAAUUUUAUUUAAUGUGAAUAUUUUCAAAAUAGAGAUGGUUGUCUUGGCACCCAGUGAAGAUAUUUCCUGCUCCUUCAACUCCUUAUUCAUUCGUCCCUUCUUAUGAAGACUGGCUGUUAACUUUUUCAUCAGGGGGUUAUUGCCACCACGUGUUCCAUUAUAGGUGUUACCCCCAAAUGUAAACCCAAGUGGUGGGUUCCCUACUAUGGAGAAGUGAAGUACCUUAUUCUUCUAUUUUAUAUUUUAUACUUAAGCCCUGCGGUCUCCAAACCCCUGGUCCUCACACCCUGCUCCCCAUGUGCUUGUCAUUCAUAAGCUGUUGUGUCAGUCUCCUGGGAAGACUCUGAACAGUAGUGACUACUGAACCAUGAACCCCUGGGGCAGUGAUUGAGCCAGAAGGGCCCUCAUCUGCUUUCCACCUUUCUCUCCCUUGCUGUGUGCUCAGGGGCUGACUUCUUGGAGGGCCACAUCAUGAGACUUCCCUAUCCUCUGGCUUUUGGUUGACCUCCCAGGAGGGCAGAUAAGAGCUGGGGUUGGGGAGAGAGUAGGUGAUGGUGUUUAUUCCCCCCAUUCCCUUGCAGGUUGCCUCAGGCUGGCCUCCACCGAAGGUCUCAGCUCUAGGGAGGUGGCCCUCUUUCCCACAAGCCUUCUCCAUCUGUGCGUUCUAGUAAGUGCUUCCUCCUCUCAUCCCUUCAGGGUGAAGGGUGAAGUGGGAGCCUGGCUUAAUUACUCCUGGCUGGACUUGUGGUUUCCAUACAUCCUGCUCACAUUUUUGUUUCAAAAACAAAAACCAGGGCUUCCCUGGUGGCGCAGUGGUUGAGAGUCCGCCUGCCGAUGCAGGGGACAUGGGUUCGUGCCCCAGUCGGGGAAAAUCCCACAUGCCAUGGAGCAGCUGGGCCCGUGAGCCAUGGCCGCUGAGCCUGUGCGUCCGGAGCCUGUGUUCCACAGUGGGAGAGGCCACAAAGUGAGAGGCCCGCGUACCGCAAAAAAACCAAACAAAAAACAAAAUCCCCCACAAAAACCUUUUAUAGAACCCUCCUCAGAUAAUCCUAAUUUGAGUGUGCCAUCUAUUUCCUCAGGACCCUAAUAGUGUCUCUUCUGAAAAAGCCGAGUGCAUUCAGGUCUAGAAGAGAAACUUUUCAUUUGAAGUUGAACCUCAGAGCUUUUGAUCCUUAGGUAGGUGAUGCUUCCUCUCCUUGUUCCUUAUUUGGCCUAGUUUAUAAUCUCUAAAUAAGUUGUUAUUGGCACUUACUGCCAGUAAGGCAUUGCAGUCUCUAGCAAAUGAUAAGGUAUUGUGAAAUGGAAAAUACUUGCUUAUAUUAGCCUAAGUGAAGACAGUGUGUUGUAUUGGAAUUGAAGUCUUUUAUGAUUUUUUUUUAAUAUAUUGCAAAAUUUAAGAUAAAGGACUAUGAUAUGAAAAAUGUCAAUGUGUUUUUCUAAUACAGUAUGGAAUAGAGGAUCUUUUCUGGACAUAAAUGUGUUUGCAAUUCCAUUUUCAUACAUAUUGCAUGGCUUAAUGGCUUGAGAACUAAAACCAGAAAUCACUGGUAAUUUCCAUCCCCAGGUGUUUUUCUUCUAAAAAAAAUACAAAGCCAAGAUUUUAAUGUAAAAUAUUUUUCUUUAAUUGCAUCUUAUAUCUUGAUUAAUGAAACAUGGAAAUAGUGGUUUUCAGUUUUGGUCACCUGAGGAACCUAUUUUCAUUUGCUUUUAGAGAAGUCCAUUUUCUAAAGAGACACAAUAUUGCCACACAAUGUGCAA
This is a messenger RNA of Mesoplodon densirostris (Blainville's beaked whale), 4953 nucleotides long. RefSeq names its product endoplasmic reticulum aminopeptidase 1 (gene ERAP1). The record is from RefSeq and is a predicted model, not a curated record. Bases 245 to 3154 code for a protein of 969 amino acids. Gene Ontology annotation, cellular component: cytoplasm. Gene Ontology annotation, biological process: peptide catabolic process; proteolysis. NCBI's taxonomy places the organism in Eukaryota, Metazoa, Chordata, Mammalia, Artiodactyla, Ziphiidae. The transcript has 20 exons. Gene Ontology annotation, molecular function: zinc ion binding; metalloaminopeptidase activity; peptide binding.